Molecule: messenger RNA, 1262 nt
Organism: Rubroshorea leprosula
Lineage: Eukaryota; Viridiplantae; Streptophyta; Magnoliopsida; Malvales; Dipterocarpaceae
Source: the annotation of a GenBank genome assembly
UGGAUGGUCUGCAUUCGAUCGGAUUAUAGAGAUAAUAUUUGGUAUGGUGCAAAGAAAUUAAGUUGGAUAAGGUACCAACUAACCACUAUACCAAACUAUACUGACAUAUUGAAGUUUUUAAUAUGAGAAAAAAUUCAUACAAAAUUAUAGUCAAAAGGGUGAGUAUGAAAGAUUCGUAGCCUCCAUGCAUGCAUGCUGCAACAAUUUCAGAUGCUUGAAGGACCUGCUUGAACAAACUGCAUAAAUAAUCGUCUAUCAAGUCCAUUUCCCAUCCAUGGAAUCCAAUUUUUUCUUCUGGCCUUUUUGUUUUCUGGAAUAAAGAAACAGUUUAAUAAUUUUUUAGAUUUGUCAUUUUCACACUAGGUAGCCCAUCAAAAUAUAUUAUAGUUACUCGUCGUUUUCCUUCAAAGGGAAAAAUUAAAAAUGAAAAAAAAAGAAGAAGAUUUAUAAGCCAUAUAUUUGCAUUUUCGAACUCUCAAGAGUCUCAACCAUUUUUGUUUACAAACUCCUUCUAAGUUUCAGAUGCCAUUAAAAUUUGGUCUUUUAUGUCUUCUCCAAAAUAUUUCAGAGGUAAGACUUCUUCUGCAGACACUUUUUUUCCUUUUGAAGAAAAAUAAAUUUCAAUAAAUUUCCAUUUAUAUAUAUAUAUAGUUAGAGUUAUAUAUAAGCAUAUAGAGAGCAUCUAUCUGAAAUUUCAUUGGAUUCAAAACUAUACAUAAACACACAAGGUAUUGACUGUUGAAUUAAAUGUUGAUGACUGCAUGCUUAGAAAUUUUCAGAUGGACACAGAAGAAACACUAAAAAUAUAGUCCUUUCUGAAUGAAUUAAAGGGGGCUUUUAGAUCAUCUCAAUUAUCUGAUUGAAACUCUUUAAUUUUCCAAUUACUCAUCACAAAUUAAGAUGCCUUAGAAAUAAAGUGAUUAAUCUGCAAGUUAUAAAUACAAGAAAGAAAAAAAAAAGCCACAUGUAAGAAAAUUGCAAAAGAAUGGAGAUUUAAAGUAUAUAUAAAAUAAAAUAAAAUAAGUACAUAAUUAAAGCAUGAGAAAGUUGAGCUCAUCUUCAUCAUAAACUGUGCUAAUAUUUAACUUCUCAAUAUAAGAUGCCUUUGAUCAAUUCAAGAUCUUGAAUGAAUGAAUGAAUGUACAUAGAAAUAAAGUGAUUAAUCUGCAAGUUAAACAUAUAUAUAUAAAAGAAUAAAAAAAAGCACAUCUAAGAAAAUUGCAAAAGAAUGAAGAUUAAAAGAAUAUAAAUAAAAUAAAAUA